Messenger RNA from Capronia epimyces CBS 606.96, 942 nucleotides. RefSeq lists its product as uncharacterized. Bases 1 to 942 code for a protein of 313 amino acids. NCBI's taxonomy places the organism in Eukaryota, Fungi, Ascomycota, Eurotiomycetes, Chaetothyriales, Herpotrichiellaceae. The transcript has a single exon. The record is from RefSeq and is a predicted model, not a curated record.
AUGCAGCCCAUCGAAGAGGGAGGCCAGCCCCAGGCGGAGGAGCAAUCCAUUGACUACCUUUGUCGGCUAAUACGACACGUCUACCUGUCCAUCUUGGAAGGAUUGGAUAUCACUGGGCCCGAGAAAGGCCAUGAUGGUGAACAAUAUUUCCCAGAAGUGUCGGCAAUUGUCAGGUUAUUCCAAACCAUUCUAGGGCGUCUGCAUAAAUGUGCUCUAGAUGAGUUUGUCACACGGCAUGAUGAGGAUAAGAACAGGAAUAAGGGGCGACGCUCUGGCACGAAAUCAAUCGCUGGAACACCACACAACUCUUCCCCUGGCUUUGCUCGACAAGCCGAGUCUCUGACUAGGACGUUGGUUAGGAUGAUUACAGAUCUCGAUGCAUCUAACACUAAUCAUUGUGAAAUUUUGGAGGGGAUUUUGUGCGCUUUUUUCGACCACGCCGGCUCUUCGUUGUCGCUUCUGAUAUUCGGGGAUUCGAAGCAGAAGCAUAAAAGCUCGACCGGAGUCCUUCCACCACGAGGCUUGUUGGAUGUCGCUCACCUUGAUUUGGAAGCUGCAAUGGGCAGCGCGACACUUGAAGGCCCGUACCUAGUCUUUAUUUUGCGAAAAUCCAUCGAGUUUCUGCAUCACAGCACGAAGCGCAUGUCCGAAGAUUCGUUGUUACUUUUUUCAGUGCAGAAGCCGGAUACGACACACCCUGGCCGACUUCGACGAUUGGUUGAAGAAACGCUCCAGAACACUUUACUCAGGGGGGUGUAUGGGGAUGACGACGACACGUUUUAUAAUGCCUUGAGGCGUGAUGAAGGUGCGGAUGAAGAUGGAGAUGAUGUGGCCAAGAUGAUGGAAGAUAUCAGGCCGGAUGAGGAUGGUGCAGAAUGGUUUAUUGGACAACUCUGGGAACAUUUGGGCUGGGAUAUACUAUCUGGCCAGAAAGGGCUAUAA